Messenger RNA from Ochotona princeps (American pika), 749 nucleotides. It is a transcript of the gene EFCAB9, whose product is annotated as EF-hand calcium binding domain 9. Gene Ontology annotation, cellular component: sperm principal piece; cytoplasm. Gene Ontology annotation, biological process: sperm capacitation; flagellated sperm motility. The record is from RefSeq and is a predicted model, not a curated record. Lineage: Eukaryota; Metazoa; Chordata; Mammalia; Lagomorpha; Ochotonidae. The coding region runs from base 32 to 712 and encodes 226 amino acids. Gene Ontology annotation, molecular function: calcium ion sensor activity. The transcript is spliced from 4 exons.
UGCUGGGGACUUCGGCUUCUUGAAGACCAAGAUGAAACUGCGACAGGGCUCAUUCCUGUGGUACUUGUACCUGGACAAGAUCUACUGCUUGCUGUCGGUGAGGAAUGUCAAGGCCUUGGUGGAGUACUUCCACCUGCUAGACGCACACCAGAGCAACACUUUGAAUGAUGUGUUGUUCUACCACUUCCUCAAGCACGUGACCAACUUGAAACAGACACAGAUCAAGACCGUGUUUGACAUGUUUGACUGGAAUGCAGUGGGCGAAAUCGGCUUCGAGCAGUUCUAUGUGCUGGUCUGUAUACUGCUGUCACACCAGAACCAUCUGGAAGAACAAUUUAUGUACCGGCAUUCCCGGCCUGUUUUUGACCUGCUUGACGUGGACGGGGAGCUGAGAAUUGCAGCGCACAAUUUCCACACAUACAGAUUUCUCUUCAAUAUCAAAAAGCAGGAACUCAAAGAGCUCUUUCAUGAUUUUGACAUCACUGGUGACCGUCGUCUUAACUACAAGGAAUUUAAACUCUACACUAUCUUCUCCAUUGACAAAUCUCAGGAGAGACAGAAAGCAGAGAAAGAAAAACAUGAUGAAAGAGAGAAGCAGCAAGAGAAGAAGGAGAAAGACAAAGGGAAGUGGAAGUCUCUGCUCCUAAGGAGACUGUCACGUCAAGUAGGUGUGAGUCCUCAGGGUCAUUUGGAAAAAAUGAGAAUUGACUAAAAUGGUUACCUUGUCUACAAAUAAACUUAGAGUAUCC